AGGCGCGUCCCGGACAGAUUGUCAAGGUGUGGACACGGCGAAAGCGCGAGUGGGGACACAGUGGCGUGCUUUUGGAAAAGGAGUGGAUGCGUCCUCAAAAAAACAGCUAGAGGGGUGAACACCAGUCCGUUUUUACCAAACCAAUAUGUGCACCAAGGCGGGACUGCCGUCACCCUUUGAAGUUCAAGAUAUAUAAGUCGUCAAGGACUCGCGUCUUUUACCGUCACUUAUGAGCUGAAGUACGAAGAGCGCAGGUAGAACAGCAGAGCCGGAAGAACUCGCAUUACUGGUCGCGUUCGGUUUGUUUUGCUUCUCUCAAGUGGACUAUCUUUGAUAUUAUCACAUAAAUGAAGUGAGUUUUAAACUAAUAGUUUUCCGAGUUAAAGAAAUUAUGACGGACAUGAGGAAAAAUAAACUCUUCGUCCUGGUGGACGUGAUGUGUGUUGUUGUAGCUUCUCUGCCCUUUGUGAUAAUGAAUAUCGUAUACCAGCCAUACGAGCAAAGCAUCCACUGUCAGGACGAGAGCAUUAGUUACCCUCUCAAACCAGACACAAUCACCCAUGUGACACUGGCUAUAGUCACCAUCACCUGCACUAUCAUCAUCAUAUCGUCAGGUGAAGCAUAUCUGGUCUACAGCAAAACUAUUCACUCCAACUCUACUUUUAAUCAGUACGUGGCUGCUAUAUAUAAAGUGCUUGGUGCCUUUCUGUUUGGGGGAGCUGUCAGCCAAUCGCUGACGGAUUUGGCCAAGUACACCAUUGGACGACCACGACCACAUUUCUUAACAGUAUGUGCUCCAAAAGUCUGCAAAGGAUAUGUGGCUUUAAACGACUGCACUGGUGAAGCAAAUGCUGUAACUGAAGCCCGGUUGUCUUUCUACUCGGGUCACUCCUCCUUUGGGAUGUACUGCAUGCUGUUUCUAGCGUUCUAUGUCCAGGCAAGACUGAAUGCAAAAUGGGCUCGUCUCCUGAGGCCCACCAUCCAGUUCUUCCUGGUGGCCUUUGCCGUGUAUGUAGGCUACACUCGUGUGUCUGAUUAUAAGCACCACUGGAGCGAUGUGCUGGUGGGGCUCCUCCAGGGGGCGCUCAUUGCAAUUCUCACUGUGCGAUACGUGUCAAAUUUCUUCAGGGUGCGUCCAUAUCCUCAGUGCUCAAGUGCAGAGUUAGCGGAAAAUGAGGAGCGGAAACCAAGUUUACAUUUAAGUGAGGUAGAACACAACAACCAUUUAGGCUAUUCUGGAUCUGCGUGAGAGAAAUUAGGCCGAGCACUACAUUUCCCACAAACCACUGGACUGACGGGAGGGGGCGGAGCAAGACUGCACAUGCUCACUAUUGUCCUCCUUGAGGAAAAAAAAACAGAAGCUUUAGUGUCUCUUCCUUUCCUUUGAAUGAAAGAGAACUUUUAUACAUAUUUAAUCAAUUAUCAAUUAAAGUAAUUUGCAGAGGAUGUUGAGGGGAUGGAUUGAUUUGGUUUCUUGUUGUUUUUAUAAAUCUGUAUACUGGACCAGGUUUUAUACAAAGUCAUGUACGGCAUGUAUAAUCUUAUUUGAAUUGUAAAUCUUCUUGUGUAAAUAAUGGCUUGCUUUUCUCAUAAUUUGACAAACCAAACAGAAUCCCACAUUCUGUCGUUAAAAAUAUCAGAAAUCACUUAUAAUGUGCCUUAAUAAUUAUAUAGUAAUCUGGACUGCAAGUAGUGAAUAAUAUAAAGAAAAAAUCGUUAGGAUAUGUUUUUUUUUUGUUCCCCUAUGUUUAAAAUUUGAACGUGAGAUACCACUAAAGCAUCUGCAAGCCUCUUUUAUUUCAAUUUUUGCAUGUUAAAAAAGCUGGCUUUAUUGAACUAUUGAAUUGUUGUUUGCAUUUGUCCAAAUUCCUAUUAAAUAUUUGUAAUAUUAA
Messenger RNA from Labeo rohita (rohu), 1892 nucleotides. RefSeq names its product phospholipid phosphatase 2b (gene plpp2b). The coding region runs from base 392 to 1249 and encodes 285 amino acids. The record is from RefSeq and is a predicted model, not a curated record. NCBI's taxonomy places the organism in Eukaryota, Metazoa, Chordata, Actinopteri, Cypriniformes, Cyprinidae. Gene Ontology annotation, biological process: signal transduction; phospholipid metabolic process; phospholipid dephosphorylation. Gene Ontology annotation, molecular function: phosphatidate phosphatase activity. The transcript has 6 exons.